Effrenium voratum is the source of this 7584-nucleotide messenger RNA. The record is from the annotation of a GenBank genome assembly. NCBI's taxonomy places the organism in Eukaryota, Dinophyceae, Suessiales, Symbiodiniaceae.
AUGGCCAGCGGUGCGCGGCCGAAGCUGCAGCUACAGCGACCCUCGAAGCACAGUUUGAACCCUGCGAACUUCAGGGUUGAGGGAGAAGCCACCACCACUAAUGUGGACGAGGAUGAUUGGCUGUUGGCUGACACGCCCCCAACGCCUCCCAGCGUCACCUCCGAGGAGCAGCGGCAGUUCUCCGCCACGUUCACCGUGGACCAGCUCUUCCAGGCGGUGAAGCUCAGGCUCAUUUGCCCGCCUCGAUGGCGGAAGCUCUUUCUUGCUGCAGGCCGUCGCUAUGAGCUGAGGCUUCAUCGGCUGCAGGAGGCGAUGUUCAUUGGAUGUGCAGUGGACGAUCUGGUGUUGCUUCAGGAUAUCAAGGGGGAAAUCCCGGAGCAGAUCUGGUCUUGGUGGGCAUAUGAGCUGGGGCUCUACCAGCGAGCUGUAAGGAGGUGCCGACCCGAGAUGCUCAAAAUCCUGCCCGUGAUUCAGGGCAUCGCAUUUCCAUCGCAGGAGGCCGUGGAGGAGAUCUGGGAGGCGAUGAAGACCCUGCCCCGGGAAGGCACUCCUGCUAUAGUGCUUCGUCAGCAAGGGGAGCUCAUUGUGCAGGUGGCCCGCGAGGCUUUCGAAGGUGAGACGCAGAUUGACAUCACUGCUUUGAAGCUUGCAUUGAAUGAUCAGCGCGGACUCAGCUUGAGGAACCCAGCGUUGCCAGACCUCAUCCCUGCUGUGAACUACGGCAUAGCUACCGGGCAGUUCAUUGGUUGGCGAGCUAUGCACUUCGUGGCUGCAUCCCCCCAUGCAAAGAACGCAGUGGAAGUCGCAAAUUUGCUCCUUGAGGCCAAAGCCGACCUCACCUUGAAGGACGCUAGUGGGGGAACUCCGCUGCACGCAGCCGCCCUCAUGGGUCACAUGGACAUUGUCAGCACGCUCCUGGAGAACGGGGCUCCGCUGGAGGAGGCGGACCUGUCGGGAUCAACGGCUCUCAUGGUGGCCGCCAGGAACCGGAAGGUUCGAAUCGUCAAGGCCGUGGUGAAUUGGACGGUGCCGCCAGAGCGGCUCGCCAUGCUCCAAGAGGCCGAGAAGUUUGACAACAAGUUCAACAUCCUCAAGAAUUUGGAGUUGAUUCGCGUGGUGGGGGCCAACGACCGGAUGUCCGUCACGCAGUUGGUGACGGUGGGCGAUGGUGUUGGCACCAAUCUCGCUGAUAUCAACUUCCAAGAUGCACAGGGACGUCAGGCCUCUCACAUCGCCAUCCUUUGCAUUGGAAGCGAGGAGGAAACGUGUGCCAUGCUUCGUACGAUCUUCCAUCUGAAGGGCGAGGUGAACGGCCAAGAUUUCUCAGGGCAAACGCCACUGCACAUAGCGGCGCGCCUGGGUCGAGCUGACGCAGCCAAGGCGCUUCUCGCAGCCAAGGCGCACCCAGGGCUCAAGGACAAGCAAGGCAGAACUCCGCUGAUGGUGGCUGCUGCCGCAAAUCUGGAUGACACCCGAGCCCCUCCGCCAUACAGCGGAAGGAUUGUCAAUCCAGGCUUUGCAUGGAGCAUCACCGACAUCGUUCUGAAGUGGGAUGGCCGCGGUCCUCCGCCGCCCGAGCUGCCCCUGCGACCAGAAGGGCCCCCGGAGCCGCUCCCGGAAGACUCAGCGGCGCACAAGCGGAAGAAAAUCGUUGAACAGGUGGCAGCAGCUGCCAAGGCCGAAAAGGUGAUCUAUGGCUCUUCGGAGCUGGAGAAUGUGAAAGCAAGAGCAGAUGUUCUGGCAUCUCUUGGCUUCGAUGAUCAGCAUGUCUACGAUGUGGAUGGCCUGGUGAACCAGGGCGACAGGUUGCAGCUGCACACCCAGAUCCUCCUUCCAGCCGGUGAUCGGACGCACGGCAUUGAGGCGUUGAUGAUGAAGGAGCAGGACAAGCCCAAGCUGAAGCCCGUGGAGAAACGCUGCCGGAGUUUGUGGGAAAUCCUCAUAGCCCCACUGCUUCAGUUGGCACACCUGAAUCGCCUGGAGGGCAGGCAGACGCACUUGCUGGAGUAUUUUUUGCAAUGCCUACUGGGUCAUCGUGGCCUGGUCUUCGGGGUGUUGGCGAGCAUGACGCCAACCAAGCGCACCAGCACGCUUCCGUCGUGGAAGGACGUGGCCAAGGUCAUCGAGGGGGAGUCCUUGGAGUCGCGCUUGGAGGGCCUGCGGAAGUUGGGCUUCCGCGGGCCCAAGCCAAGGACCACCUGCUGGGCUGGCGCCGUGUGGGUCAAGGACGAGUACCCACGCAAUCCAGACUCUGCACCCUGGAAGGCCUUUGAAUACGUGGAUCGCGAAGAUGCGGAGAUCCUAGGGCAAGGCAAGCCAGGCAAGGGCGAGGCCUUUCGAUUCAAUCGGGUGUGGUGCCUCGAGAAUCCCGAGCAGCUCGAUAAAAAGGAGCAAGAAUGGGAGGCUGGCCUCAGAAAGCGCGCGGAACACUUCAUUUGGGAGGAGUCGCCUGGCUUCAAGUGGGCCGGUGGAAGGGAGAAAGCACCCACUCCCAGCAUCCAUGACAAGAUCCAGCUUACAAAUCGGCUGUUUGUGGAUGAGGCAUUGGCCCAGCGAGUCUUGAUGGAGAAACGCUUGAAGCUUGUGGGCGAGAAGCUUUUAUGUCCAUUGCUGGUUUGGGCUGCAGACAGCCUUAAGAAGCCCAGCGUGGGGGCAUGGUUGACAGGCAGCGACCCCGAGGAGAUCGAAGAAGCAGAGAAGCAGGCUCUGCAUCGGGACAUGCUACGCUAUGUAGCUUCACAGGUCGCAUGCGGCGGUGUUGCGGCAAGCGCCUGGCAGAAGCCAUUCCUCAAGGUGUGGGAGGACACCAAGGAGAAGAUCGCCGAGGCCCUCUUGGCCAGCCAGGCGGAAGGUCUGCAGAACUUGACGGAGGCUCCGGAGGAGAUGUUUUGGCAGAAGAGGGAGACCCGCGGUGUACGGCGGUGCGCCUUUGAACCGAUGAAUCCCCCGGAGGAUCAGGCAGAGCUUCUGCCGGAGGACGAGCUCCGCUGGUUCAAGCGCAGGCACUCCACACAGGCGUAUGUCCAUCUUCGCGUCUGUGGCGCCAUCGGCUGCGCCAAGGACUUCUUGUCAAUGGCUGCGGCAAUCAGCCGUACUCAGCCAAGGAACUUUGCGCCGGCUUUCUGGACGGCGAGCUAUGGCUUGCUGCUUUGGGGCCGGGCAAGGCAGCUGCGGCCGAGCCUGGAGCUGGCGUUGCGGAAGCGCCUCAUCCGAGCCAAGUGGCCCGUUGAGGAAUUUCAAGAGUCAGAGGAAGAAGAGUAUGAGGAAAGUUCUGAUGAUGAAGAGGAGGCGAGCGAAGAUGUUCUGGAAGAGAAGCCCGUACCACAAUUCGCCAUCUACGGCCCACGGCUGGUGCCGCUGGCUGAGGUGCUGCGGCUCACCUGGGCGCAGGGCCCUGCUGGAGAGCCGUCAAAACGCGUGACGGUGAAGGAGGGCGAGCAGCCAGUUCCUGCGGGCCCUGUCAACAUGCUGCGAACUGAGAUUGUUUGCCGGAACAUGGAGUCGCUCUUGGCUGCAUACAAAGUCUUGACAGAAGACCCUGAGGAGGAUGACAUCCCCAAAACCAAAGAAGAGCUGUCUCUCGAAGAGAUUUCAGUGGAAGUGGAGGAAGCUGAGGAGGAGGAGGAGGAGGAAGAGGAUGAGGAAGGACAGGCGACGCUAAAAGAGGAGGAUGACGAGGAGGGCAGCCUUCUACCAACAGAAUCAGCAGCAGCUUCUUCCGAACCAGACAUCUUCUCCCGAGCGGAGUUGCACGUACAGCGUCGAGCGCCUUUGGGGCAGCCAGCCAAGAUCCGCUUGGUCAAAGUCUUCAACGGCUUCCACCCAGACAAUGCCAAAACGAUUUUCCCGCAGGCUGCUGGCGUCCGACUUUUGCUGCAUGUGUCUGCUCGAAAGAGCGCAAAUGCGCACAAGGGCCAUGGCGAGAAGGAGUCUGACUGGGUGGAGCCCCUGGUGGACGACACAGACCUGGUUCAACAGUUGGUGGAGGUGCCGUGGCAUUGGAGGAAGCCGACGGCCGGCGGCUGGCGGAGUUUGCGGGUUUGGCAGGUGGAGCUGUUGCUGGAUUCCACGGUGGAGGCUCGGCCGGCGGGCCGUUUGGGCCUCACGGAGCGCCAUGGGCUGCUGCCAGGGCCUUCCAAAAGCUCCCAGUGUGUUCAUCACAUCGGCAUUGUGUUGAACCCGGCGGACUUCGGUGAGGAAUCGCAGGUGCGCCAGGCAAUGCCGGAAAUAGAUUUGAAGAAGAUGUAUGUCUUCCAUGCCUUGGAAAUUGGCAUGAGAAUCUGGGACCUGGAGCGCUAUGUCAAUCGCAUUCAUCAAGGCUGCCGUCCUGGUGAGGCUUAUGCCAGGCAACUCCAGUGGUCCGAUGCAGAGCUGCGCUCAAAUUUUACCCCGGUGCUGGACACUGCAUUCGGGGAGUUCAAGGAUCGCCCAUAUGAGAAGAACAAGCUGACGCCGGUUGCCGCCUUUUGUGACAAGGCAGAAUGCUGCGGAUGCUGCGUCUCAAAGGCCGACACCUCUAGCAUAUUUUGCUCCGAGCUGAUUGCAGAGAUUCUUCAACGAGGCAAAGUCCUGGACAAUCAGCGGCCCUCCUCGGAAUUCACUCCCCUGGAUUUCUUUGAAAGCGAUGGGCGGCGAGUGGAAAUGGCCCAGAUGCAUGAGGGCUUGCGCGGGGUGCGGUACUUCGUCCUGGAUGAAGCGGACCGAAUGCUGGACAUGGGCUUCAUACCUCAGGUGCGCGAGAUUGUCGGCCUCAUGGGGCCCAAACGGUUGCGGCAGAGCCUCCUGUUUUCGGCCACAUGGCCGGCGGCGGUGCAUAGCUUGGCUGGAGAGUUCCUGGGCGAGUCGCCUGUGCGCAUCUCCAUCGACCAGGAGUCCGAUCAGCCCAGUGCCAACACCAACGUUGACCAGUUUGUGGAGGUGGUCCGUGAGAGCAAGAAGGAGGCCCGCUUGCUGGAACUGCUGCGAGAACCGAGCGGGAAGACCGGGAAGACGCUCAUUUUCGUUAACACGAAGAAAGGCUGCGCGCUCCUUGCUGACCGCCUGCGCCGUGCAAGCAUAGUGCCAUGCGGCGAAAUCCAUGGCAACCUCGCCCAGGCAGAGCGGGCUGCAGCUCUGGAGGAGUUCACCCGUGGCGCGACCAAGACUUUGGUGGCUACGGACGUUGCCGCGCGCGGUCUUGACGUGGAAGACAUCACGCUGGUGGUUUGUUAUGACUUUCCAGACUCGAUGGCGGGUGGCAUGGAGGACUACGUGCAUCGCAUUGGCCGAACUGGUCGGGCAGGCCGGAAAGGCACUGCAGUCACCUUCUUUCCUGCUCCCGAAGACGUGUCCGGGAGUCGGUCAGCAGGCAACGCCCAUGACCUGAUCAAGUUGCUGCGGGCAGCUGGACAGCCUGUGCCAAAGGAGCUGGCUGUGCUCGACCAUGGCCCAGUAACAUCAAGCGUGGCAGCCCGAGUUGGAAAGAGCGGCAAGGGUCUGCAGAAAGGCAAGCCUGGAAAGCAAGGUCCGCAAGUCGAGGCUGCAAAGUGUACAAAUGAAGACGGUGUCAGCAUUGUGGGCUUUCCGAGUAAAGUGGCCCCAGUUCAUAGCUUCAAGGAAGCGCCGUUCAACAAAGAUUUGCGGAGAGAGCUGAAGGCCACUGGAUUUCAGCGACCUACUCCCAUUCAGGCAUAUGGCUGGCCUGUUGCGCUUAGUGGAGUCGACUGCAUCGGCAUUGCAAAGACAGGGUCUGGAAAGACGCUGGCCUUCCUGCUACCUGCACUGAACCAUAUUCCGGCUUGGUUGGACGAGGAAGCCUCCGGCAACGGGCCCCUCGCGCUAGUCGUUGCACCAACCCGUGAGCUUGCUGCUCAGACGUACCGUGAAGCACAUCGUUUUGCAGGAGUCGCCCGCGUGUGCCUCGUGCAUGGCGGAACCGCCUGGGAGCCGCAGGCAGCUGCACUGGAGGCCGGUGCAGAGCUGGUAGUGGCGACGCCCGGGCGGCUGGCUUUUCUCAUGGCACGGGGUGGCGAAGCAGCGGCCAACACUGCUCGAGAGAUUGCUGCCUGUGGUGCGAGAAAGCAACUUGCGGAAGCGCUUGCAGCCUUUGACCGCUUCAUUUCGAAUGGUGGGACUGCUACUCGUCACAUUUACUCUACGCUUUUGAAUGCGCAUGUUCUUUGUGGUGACUUGCCUGGUGCAUUGAAGGUCUCCCAGAGGAUGCAGGACGCCGGCCUACCCUUGGGUGUGGUUGAGUACACCACAUUGCUAAAAGGGCACCUCGCAGCUGGCAACAUCACGGAGGCCUGGAAACUCAUUGACACCAUGACGGAGGCUUGGGUCAUGCCGGACCUCCGCACAGCCAACACCUUCCUCCGUGGCUGUGUGAAGUUGGGCGCUUUGUCACACUGCGAGGACUUUUACGCCAAGCUGCCCAAGUGGAAUAUUGAGCCAGAUGCGGCGACAUACAAGAUCCUGGCUCAAGCUUAUGGACAAGGUUUGAAGCUGAGAUCUUUGCAGGGGCUCUUGAAAGAGAUGAGCGGGAAGGAAGCACUGCAGCAGCUAGAGAAUGCAGCAGGGCUGAACCACUGUAUUGCUCAAGUGGCCUGCCUGCUGGGAAGGCCUAAGGCAGCGCAGAAAGCGCUGAAGAGGGCCGAGGCAGCCCUGGCCGAGGGGCGCAAGGCUGAUGCAGAGUUUGACCAGCUGCGGCGGCAAGAAUUGACUCGAGAGGUGCGUUCGGUCAAGGAAGCGCUGCAGGAAGCUGUGGAUCCCAUGGCCAUGCUGCAGCGCACCUUCGCCUUCCCCGCCCAGCGCGGCCUUGUGAGCCAUGACGUCUACGAGGCCUUGCGCUCUGGCUUUGGUGUGGAGCAGUGCUUCCUUCACGGCCUGGGCACAGAGGAGGACUUCCGACAGCAGCUCGACCGCUGCUUCCGCGGCCACUUGCGCUGGCGAAGGGUUUUCAGCAGCAAGCUGCCGGUAAAACUGGAGGUGUGCUCCGGAACUGGCGACUGGGUGGUGGCACAGGCACGGGCGGAGGCUGGCCGAGCGAAUUGGGUGGCCAGUGAGCUCAGAUACGACCGUGUCUUCAGCAUCCUUGCCAAGGCAGUUUUUGCAAAGCUGCAGAACCUGGCUCUGGUGGCCGGUGAUGCUGGGUCGGUGCUGAAGAACUUUAUCCCAGCAGGCAGCAUUACGACGAUUUGUGUGAACUUUCCAGAGCCGCCUCAGACCAGCAGAGCAUGCUGCGACGACGCCGAGUCGCAACUUCACUUGCUGACCGCAGACUUCUUUCAGGAUGCUCAUGCAGCCUUGGCAGAUGAAGGGGUGCUGACCAUUUUUUCUGACAAUGAGGAGUAUAUGCGGUCUCUUGCGCGCACAGUCGGAUUGCUGCGGCAUGGCAAGCGACGACUUUUUGAGCCUUUCGCAGACGUUCCAGCUGAUCAUCUUGAAACUGCAGAGGAGCUUUGCGGCCUUCUCAUUUGUAGAGGUUGCCCCGGCGAAGAAGCUGGUCACGUGACGCAGGCGAGUUCGCAGUUUGAUCGCUUCUUUCAGCACGGUCAGCACACUGAUCGCUUCUACUUUGCUGUGUGCAAGGUUUCCGUGGAUUGA